This is a messenger RNA of Thamnophis elegans (Western terrestrial garter snake), 877 nucleotides long. Its product is annotated as SLC35A4 upstream open reading frame protein-like. The record is from RefSeq and is a predicted model, not a curated record. Bases 5 to 349 code for a protein of 114 amino acids. NCBI's taxonomy places the organism in Eukaryota, Metazoa, Chordata, Lepidosauria, Squamata, Natricidae. The transcript has 3 exons.
GCAUAUGCAGAAGAAAGCUGAACAAUUUCCGGUUAAAAUGGCGGACGAUAAGGAUUCUCUGCCAAAAUUGAAAGAUCUUGCUUUUUUGAAGGAUCAGUUGGAAAGUUUGAAACGAAAAGUUGAAAAUGAAGUACAGGCUGGAGUGGGGCAGGAUGGCUCUUGGCUGGCCUCUCCAUUUGUCAAAGGAUUUCUUGCUGGAUUUGUUGUAGCCAAACUAAGAUCUUCUGCAAUCAUAGGCUUUUUGGUGGGGAGUUGUACUGGAGUGUUUGCUGCUCAGACCUAUGCAAUUCCUGAUGUUGAAAAGACAGUCAAAGACUAUUUCAAUUCAUCCAGGAAAAGAUCAACCUAGAAAUGCAACAAUAUUCAUGCAACAGUAUACUCCAGGGGGAAAAUAAUCUUUCAGCUUCUCAUCUCUUUCAGUUCUACAUAGAUCAAAACAUUUAGCUCCACUUUAUUAACUGGAAAAGUGUUUUAUAAUGAACAAAUAAUAACAUUUCAGCAGGUCUGCUUUUUAAGGUUCCUAGUUCUAGAAUGAAACUGAUGCCGCUUGCUUCAACUGUGCUGGGGUUUAGAUCAGAUGAGAGCUUGGGUUUGGAUAGCAAAGCAGUCUCUCUCUAAUGGAGCGAAAAGCAACUGAUUCAGCAUGCCAGCUAUUAAUGUGCCCAUGCCAGGAAACACAGUGUGAGAUACCAACUUUCUUCUAAUCAUGUAUAUAUAUAUAUUAUACUGACAUAUGCAUUUCAUUUCUUUGUUGAUUUGAGUGCUUAUUUGUGCAAGCAUCUACUUGCCACAAAGAUAGUGUAGAUUUCUUCUUUAAAAAACAAAAGAUGCGCCUUCCCUUUUUUCUAUACAUCCUGAAAAUUAUCACUGAAUAUCA